Messenger RNA from Trichomonas vaginalis G3, 6591 nucleotides. Its product is annotated as BEACH domain-containing protein family. NCBI's taxonomy places the organism in Eukaryota, Parabasalia, Trichomonadida, Trichomonadidae. The record is from RefSeq and is a predicted model, not a curated record. The transcript has a single exon. Bases 1 to 6591 code for a protein of 2196 amino acids.
AUGAUUUCUUCUAACCAGCUCAUAUCAUAUUUUGAGCUGGUUCAAGAGAUUAAAGCCAAAGACGAAUGCCUGGUUAAUCUGGAGAAAUCAUUUUUGCAAAAUAUACCGAAUUUAACACAGAAUGAUAAAGAACUUACUAAUUUUAAAUACGAUGGAACAAAAUCAAUCGAAAAAUUCAUUAAAGAUGCCAAUAUAGUAUCCAAUUGCGCCAAUGUUAUUAUUCCAACUCUCACAAAUGCAGCAGAUCAAACGAUAUCCAUUCAGAUUCUCUUAGCAAAAAUCAUUUAUCUCUCAUUUUCUCUUUUAGAUUUGAAAGAUUAUACAAAUAUCGAUGAUAAAUUUUGCAAUUUUAUGUCAGAAUUAGAAAAAAUUAAUUGUUUGUCAACAAAAAAUAGCGAUCUGAUACAACUAGCUUUCGCAUUAGUAUCUAUAUAUUUCACUUCUUAUGAACGAUUUAUCCUAUCUUUACGCACUUUGACACAUUUUUGCAAAUACCUUGAAACAAUGCCACCUUUUGAUCAAGGCAGUUAUACUUUCAUUGCCGCCAUAUUUGCGAGAAUGCCAAUCAAUCUAAAUCCCGAUUUUUUCGACGAAUUUGCAGAUUCAAUUUUAGUUUUAUUUGAAAAGAAAGCACCAUAUUUGAUGGUUGAAAAACCAACCACGCUUGUGGAUUUAUUUACAUCAUCAUUUCAUCGUUUUGAUGUUCGAUCUCUCAAUAUUAUUUCGAGUUUUUCUCUUUAUUCACAAUGCGAUAACCUAUUAGCAAUGUACGCAUCGUUACCAUCGAUACUUAUCUCAGAGAUUAGCAAAUACCAAAUGUCAUACACAAAAAAAUACCAAAAUAUUCCUUCAGCUUAUGAAGUGAAAUUCGACCCAAAUAGGAUAUUCAAAAUACCUCUCAACAUUCCUGAAAUAUAUACAUCGUUAUCUUUUGAAAAAGUCGAAGAUAAUAUCACAUUAUUAGACGUUUUUCAUCCAAACUUACAAUCAAUCAUGAACAGACUAAGCGACGCACUCACAAACUCAUCAAUGUCGGCAAUUAUGAACUUUAUCCAAUCUUACGGCAAAAUUGUAGAUCUGACAUAUCAAGCACCGAAUACUAUCUAUGUUUUAGCUGGUUUCGUAUACAUAAUGAACCAGAUUAAAAAUCUGUCUAAGACAAAAUCGAUAAUUUCAAAGCUUUUGUCGUCAAUGUUAUUUCAAUUGAAUUAUUCCGUAUUUACAUGCGAAGAUAGUGAUCCAGUACUCGGCCUUUUACGAAAUAUAGUGAUUAAUCGUAUAGUUCAGAUCGACCAAAUGCUUUUGAUGCAGAUUUUAGCACUUGGAAGUACAAAUCCGCACAUGUUCGUAGAAUUUAUCCUGAGAAUAUACAAAACUAACGUUGCUCUUGACUAUACAAUCUUCGCGCAUGCAAAUCUAGUGUCAUUAAUACUAGAUGUUGGUACAAAACUUUCUGAGAUAAAAGAUGUCACUUUUAUUGAUCAAGAAAAAGUAAUUUAUUUUACUUUCUUGUUCAACUGUCUUGCAAACAAGAGUUUUCUUCAAGUUGCAUUCAGUAAUAUUGAUUUCGUCAGAGUUUUCCUAAAUUUAGGAAAAGAUUUUUCGAUGCUCACCAAGAUCUUCAAUGUUUUGAAGACAUUGUACAUAGAAGAAUGUGAUACAUCAGCUUUAGAGAAGUAUAUGACCAACUCUGACUUCUUUUUGAGUGAUUUCGACUUAAAUUACAAAGAAAGAGUCGUAAAACUCAUCGAAGACAUCUACGUUUGCCAUCCAAACUCCCAACAGAACUUGAAACCAUUAAUCAUCAAAAUAACAGAACUUUUAAACUCCCAAAAAAGUCAAAAAAUCAUGAUGUCACUUUUGGAAAUUUAUUCUCAUAGAAAAGAAGGUUUGUCUGAUUACGAAACAAUGACAUUAUUCAAUUGUUUCAAAACUUUCUUUAGACAAAAAGUGCCAAAAGACGAUAAAAGUGACACCCCAAAAAUUUCAGAAGAAAAACCACCAGAAAAACGAAAAAGGGAGAAAUCGCCAAUCAAGAAAUCAAACAGUGGAAUGGUUAAACCACCAGAACAAACCAAAAAUAAUUUGAAACGAUCGCAAAGUGACAUUUGUUACAAAAAUUGUGAUGAUAGUGAUGAAAUCGAAAUUAACAAGUGUUUGCAAGCGAAAGUAUUAGCAAAGAUAUGGGAAAUAUGCUGUGGAUCAACAGCUGUCAUUUCAUUACAACAAGCACAUUUGUUCCAACCUUCUGCUUUACCUCUUUUGUUUUUCUUUUAUCGAAAAACUGACAAAUUAAUUGAAAUUUUUCUGGAUCAAAUUGAGUUUUCUUUCUUUAACUGCUACAAAUUACACGAAGGAUUCGUUGAUUACAUAAUUCUUAAAUACCUUAGCUCGUUAAAGAAAAUUAAGUUCCAUAAUUGUUCUCUAAGACUAGAAAUUUCAAAUAUUGAGAACGCUCUCAAAUUAAUUGAAACAAUUCAGAAGUUUACAAGUGAUAAUUCAAUACUUUCUUUGUAUCUUGAUAUUAUUAAUGAAAAUCAAUCUGAAAAUGUUCUGAAAAUUUGCCAAAGUUUGGAAUGCAGUUUGACAUCCACUUUUUCAAUGUCAAAACCGUUAUUUAGUUUAGGAUUCAUGGAUUCACAGUUUGUAACAAAAACAACAGAAAAACUGUUUGACAACGGUUUUACUGCAAGUUUUAUUGUUAAAAUUGCUCAUAGAUCUCUUAAUAGUUUUAACCUUAAUUUGUCACUUUUUAUGAUUAAUGAUUCACAAGGUAAUUUGUUGAGAGUUUUUUUGAGCAACAACAGUUUGAUGAUGGUAAUAAAAUUCAACAGAAAGAAGAUUGUUGCAAACUUAGCGAGAAGUUUCUUAUCCGAUGAAUGGAUCCAUAUAAUGAUUUCUGUUUUGAUUGAUGAUACAAAUGGAAUGACCGUUUUCCCUGUAAUUGAUGACAAUUUGGUUGACGCAGUCCCUAUAAAAGUUAAACCAGUAUUCAAUCAAAAUCUUUCAAUUGUUUUGGGAGGUUUUGACGAAUGUGAAGUGAAUCCGGCAUUUUCUGACACGCCCAUCGGAAUUACACAUAGUUUUUCAUUCUUCAACAGACCGUUGACUGAUGAAGAAUGUGCUGUUCUCAAAAAUAAUCCUUUGGACACGAAAUACAAUCCGAUUUUGACAUCAAUGAAUUUUUCGAAAUCUGACGGUUUUGUUUUACAUCCUUCUACUAUUUGUGAAGUUUGUUUGGAGAAUAAUGUUACAAAAACACUUGACAAAUUCUUUGAACAAAGAAAAGAUGUUGAUGAAAAUUUAACUCUUUCUGUUUUUGGCAUUUUACAUUUAAUUUAUGAAAAAAUGCCUUCAGAACAAUAUUAUUUAUCUCCUGAUCUUAUUAGUUAUUUUUUCCUGUCUCAUACUGAUCCAAGCUUCCAAUUAUUUAAUGGACAAUUGAAGUUGUUUAAAGUUUUGACGAUGACGAUUAUUAAACAAAACUGGCUUGACAAAAUUUUGUUGAAUCCCUUUAUUUGGGACAGAAGCAAAGAUAGAGCGAUGAUCUACAAAGUAAUGACUUAUAAUAUGAUGUAUUUCGAUUACAAUCAUAUAACUCCAACAACUGUUUUGAAGUUCAUUAAACUUUUCUAUCAAAGCGAUUACAACAAAGAAUACGAACAUUUGUUGACAAAAAUCGCUCCUCUCGCAAACAAAGAACACAUUACAUGUUGGUUCAGCCAAGCUGUGUUCUCAAAGGAUUUGAAACUGUUAGCAAUUCUUAGAGCGCUUAUAAAUUGUGAUAAGAAUUUGCUGAUUUCGAAUCAAUACAAAAAACAAUUUAUGAAUUUCUGUCAUUCGCAAAUUUUGAAUGAUAAUGUUUAUAUAGUUGAAGCAGCAAUUAUUUUGAUACACCAGAUGUCAACAGAACCUCAAUUGAUGUCUUUGGAUUAUUUGAAUAGUGCUUUCAAUAUAUUGGUCACUUCACCUCACCUUAAUGAAGUUUUUCAUUUACUUUUAAGUGAUUUGAACAGUUAUCCAAAUCUGUGUAAUUUCAUGUGCAUUGCAGCAUUGCAAUUAGGAAAGAAAGCGAUCAAACAAUAUUCAGUUUUGAUGUAUCCGAUUAGUUGCAUGCCAUCUUUCACGAAACAAGUAAUUUUGGACCAGAAUUGGUUUGUUUUCCCAUUGAUCAUGUCAUAUGAAGCAGAUGAUUAUGAUGGAAUUAUUAAUUACAUCAUAAAAUUGCUUCAAAUUUCAAACAACUUUUUGACAGAUGUCAGAAACAUGACAGUUUUUACUUUAUAUGCAGAUAGUUUGUCUAUUCCUGGCAGCAAAAACAGAAUGAUUGAGUUAUUGACUUAUUUGAUAAAGAGCGAUAAUUACAAUACAGAUGUAAUGAACAAUUUAGUUGAAAUGUUGACUCUUUUGACUUUGUAUCAUAUUGGUAAUGGAAUUUCAAAUGAAAACAUUGAUAAAACUUGUGUAGAAACAAGAAAGACAUUUGCAUUGAUGCCAACAAGUAAUCUCUUGAAUUUUGUUAAGUUGGAUUUAACUAAUUUUCCUUUAAUUUUCCAAGCAAUCGUUGAAGAUGAUGGAAACUGGAGUAAUUCUAAAUUAGGAGUUUUCAUUUUGACAGUUGUAACUGAGAAACAGUUGAAGACAAGAAAGAUCUUCAAUGUAAUAGACAAUUUCAUUGUCGGGAAAAAGAACACGGAUAUAAAAUCUUUGGUCGAAUCUUCCCAUAAAAACAUGAUAAAAAUUGUCACCGCUGCCGUCAAAGAUUUCACAUCGAAUUUGACUGUUUCUAUCCAAUUUGUUAAUACUAUUAUAUCGAAUGUCAAUAGAAUGCACUACACAGAAAUGUCUGAACACACGAAAUUCGUUGUUUACGUCAAAGAAAGAACAAAGAAACCUCCGACAUUGAGUUUCGACAACACUUUGACUUUGACAUUUCUCCACAACAAGAUGAAAUUGAAAGAAAACAAAUUGCCACCUCACAAACAGAAGAAAAAGAAGAAACCCCAGACAUUGGUUUAUAGUUGUCAACUAAAGAAAAUUGAUGAUAGUUUAGACAGCCAAUUCUCCAUUUAUCAGACACAAUUCAUGAUUUCAAACAACAAGAAUUAUAUCUUAGAACAUGACAACAUCGAAUAUUUCUUGUUGAGAGGUGAGUAUUCAUUUGAAAUCAUUACUAAUGAAGGAAAAUCAUUCUAUCUUCAAUUCAACAGCAGCGAAUUCGCUGACAUUAUGAAAGUAAUUUAUAAUUGUGUGAUGAAGAACGCGAGAAUUAUACAAAGAUCUAUUUCUUCUUCUUCGUUUUCUGCAACAAAAACAUUGUCGAAAUGGAUUAACUCUAAGUUAUCCAAUUUCGUGCUUUUGAUGCAUUUGAACAUUUACGGAGGAAGAUCAUUUAGAAACAGCACAGAUUAUCCAAUCUUUCCAAGAGUUUUCGAUGAAAAAUUCCGGAUUUUGGAAGAAUGUCCUCCAUUUGAAAACGAACACAGAGGUCCUUUGACAGGAGAUUUCUUUGAGAGAAUAACAAAACAUGAUAUUGUGAAUCCAGAAGCUUUUUCAUUUGCUGAGAAAUAUGAAGAUUUUCCAAAGAAUUUCUCUUCUUCUCAUGACUUCAUUUUCCAACAUAGAUUGGCACUUGAAAGUGAAAAAGUUUCUAAAUGGCUUCCUCUUUGGAUUGACCAACAUUUCGGCACAAAAUCACACUUCAAUUCCAUCAUUUUCGGUUCAGUAAAAUCGAAGAAACCAAUCACUAUUUCUCCUGGAUCUUUAGAUGACGAAAAACUUUCUGUUGAAAAUGUUUUCCGUAUUGCGAAUUACAAGAGCAAAGUCAUUUAUAUUCUCAACGACGGCUCUGUAGUUAAAAACAACAAAGAGAUCGGAAAAAUGACUAUUUCUGAUGACCUCAUUUUCUGUCCACUUCCAUUGGUUACAUAUGCUUAUUCUAGAUCUCAGAAGUUAAUUUGGACAAUUGGAAAAGAAGUCAAAUCAUUUUUCUUCCCGUACAAAUGUUGUUGUUUCUUCAUUCUCAAGAACGACAAAAUCUGUUUCCAAUCGAGUGAAACAUCACUCAGUUUGCUCGACACGAAUACGAACGAAAUCAAGAUGAUCUGUUCUCUUAAGAAUAGAAUCGUUAAGUGCACAGGAAACAAAGUUUCUCGUUCAAUCAUUGUUGUCACUGAUGAUUAUUUAGUUCAUUCUUUCGAUGCAAAAGGAAAAUUCAUCAAUUCAUACGAUGUAAGGAAUGAAGUCAUUUCCAUUCUUCAGGCUGGACAAUUAGGACAUGUUAUCAUUAAAACAAAGACAGACAUUGUUGUCCUUUCAUGCUCUUGCUUUGAAGUGAGACGCGUUCCUCUAAAGCACAAGAUCUCUCGUUGGUUUAUCCAACAAAAUCUGAACCAAAUGGAUGUUGUUUUCUUCGAAUCAAACGAAGGAAAAAUCUUCGCAUUCCAUCCAGUUCGUCCUGAUGAAGUCACUGAGAUUUGUAGCUCUCCAGGAGGAAGCAUCAUCGCUCUCGAUUUCAACAGAGAAACAAAGAUAUACUCGCUUACAUUCGACAGCGGAAUUAUCAAACAUUUUAGUUACACCAUAAUAUAA